UCCAAACAUACGAGUUGCGUUUCGGAGCAUUGGAAGUACGAGUUUCACUCUCGGCUACCAAAGGAAGGUGGAAUUGGCGUAAAAUUUAUCCGACCCGGUGGAACUCAUUCCCGUCAAAGCACCAAACUCGAGUCCGGAGCUCUACACAAUUCCGGAAUCCGGACCAUCUGCUCCACACUCAGUCAUCGUCUUCUUCCAUGGAAAUACCCGCCGCCGUGAAGCUUCCGGUUACGCCCCCAAUUCACUGGUCGCUGUCUUCCUUCUUAACCGCUCCGUCAAGACUACCACAUCCUACUCCGUUAUCUGUGUCACGAAAUACUCUCAGCGCCCCUGUUUGUUCCACCGUCCGGCUCCCUACCCUCCGCAUUUCAGCUGCUUUGUCACUGAGCACGGAAGUUACCGAGAAAGAUUCUCCCGCGUCAUUUCUCGAUCGUAAAGAAAGUGGACUACUUCACUUCGUCAAGUAUCAUGGCCUCGGCAACGAUUUCAUAUUGGUUGAUAAUAGAGAUUCAGCAAAACCUAAAAUCACUCCCGAGCAGGCUGUGAAACUGUGUGAUAGAAAUUUCGGCAUUGGUGCUGAUGGUGUGAUUUUUACAAUGCCUGGUACCAACGGGACUGAUUAUACCAUGAGGAUAUUCAAUUCUGAUGGUAGUGAGCCUGAGAUGUGUGGUAAUGGAAUUCGAUGCUUUACCAAAUUUAUAUGUGAGCUUGAGAAUUUACAUGGCAAGCAAAGUUUCACCGUACACACGGGAGCUGGCUUAAUCAUUCCUGAGAUGCAAGAAGAUGGAAAGGUUAGGGUUGACAUGGGUGAGCCAGUGCUGAAGGCAUCAGACGUCCCCACAAAAUUACCAGCAAACAGAGAUCAAGCUGUUGUUAAAGGAGGUCUGGUUGUGGAUGGAAAUACUUGGAAUGUUACAUGCGUUAGCAUGGGAAAUCCUCAUUGUGUUACUUUUGGUACAGGAAGUGAGGAUUUGCAAGUGGACGAGAUAAACUUGGCAGAUAUAGGCCCAAAGUUUGAAAAUCAUGUUAUGUUUCCUGCACGAACUAACACUGAAUUUGUCCAAGUAUUGUCUCCUGCACACCUUAAAAUGCGUGUUUGGGAGCGCGGGGCAGGUGCAACCCUGGCUUGUGGAACUGGAGCUUGUGCAGUAGUUGUUGCUGCCGUGCUUGAGGGUCGUGCUGCAAGGAGGUGCACUGUAAAUUUACCAGGCGGACCACUUGAGAUAGAGUGGAAGGAGGAUGACAACCAUGUUUAUAUGACUGGCCCUGCACAAGUCGUCUUUUAUGGAUCUGUUCCUCUUUAAGCCCCCCCACCCCACAGGCCUUAGCCUCAACUGCUAUGAGAACAUUAGAAGGGCAUUUCUUCAGAUACUGAUGAUGUUUGUAACUUUGUAACUUAUCAUCAGUGCCGGUCCUAUCUUAAUUUGGGCCUGAGUCGAAUUUCACAGAAGGCCAUGUAGACUAUAAUAGAUUACUCCGUAUAAUAUUUCGUAAGUCUAAUUUGUUUUUAUGUUAAAUAUUAAACAUCACAAACAAUAACUAAUUAUGUUAAAUGCCUAUACUAUUGUACUAUGUGCUUAUAUAACAAUUGUUUU
Molecule: messenger RNA, 1595 nt
Organism: Cuscuta epithymum
Lineage: Eukaryota; Viridiplantae; Streptophyta; Magnoliopsida; Solanales; Convolvulaceae
Source: the annotation of a GenBank genome assembly